CAAACCAAAAAGAUUUUCUGUUUUGAUCCCUCAUCAUUUGCUCUCCUCUUAAUCUAAAAUUCUCUCUCUUAGUGCUUGAAUAUGGGAUUUGGAGAACUUUUGAUUCGAAGCUACGACGCCGAAGUUGAUAGAUUGCAAGUGGAAGAUCUGGAGAGAAGAUGUGAGGUAGGUCCAGCCCAGCGAGUGUUUCUCUUCACGGAUACUUUGGGUGACCCCAUUUGCAGAAUCCGGAACAGUCCCAUGUAUAUCAUGCUGGUUGCGGUAUUGGAUAACGAGCUGGUUGGUGUCAUUCAGGGCACGAUAAAGCUGGUAACGCUGCAUAAACCUCCCAGGGACCUAGCCAAGAUGGGAUAUGUCUUGGGUUUAAGGGUUGCACCGGUUCACCGGAGACGAGGGAUUGGCUUGAAGCUAGUGCUGAAGCUAGAAGAAUGGUUUAAUGAAAAUGACGUUGAUUACACCUACAUGGCCACUGAGAAAGAUAAUCAGGCCUCUGUUAACCUCUUUACGAAGGUUGGCUACAUCAAGUUUCGAACUCCAUCCAUCCUUGUAAACCCAGUUAGCAAACGAAUGUACCAUCUCUCAUCAACGGUUGAGAUAGAAAAGUUAAGGGAAGAGGAAGCGGCGGCAGUGUACAGGAGAUUCAUGCAGUCCACAGAGUUGUUCCCGCAAGAUAUAGAUAAUAUUCUGAGGAACAAGCUGAAUUUGGGGACAUGGGUGGCUUACCCUAGAGGGGAAUCGUGGGAUAAUUUGGGUUCAACAAAUGGACAAUUCCCGAGUAGUUGGGCAAUGCUAAGUGCAUGGAACAGUGGGGAGCUUUUCAAAUUAAGGUUAGGAAAAGCACCAACUUCUUGCUUCAUGUACACCAAAAGUUGUAUAUUGAUGGAUAAGUUGCUUCCAAGCUGCUUCAAGCUCCCAGACAUACCGGAUUUUUUUCAUCCGUUCGGGUUGUUCUUCAUCUACGGAUUGCAUCAGGAAGGAGCGGCGUCUGGGAAGCUGAUGCGGACCCUAUGCAAAUUUGUGCACAACUUGGCCAUAAAGUCGUCAAAGGACUGCAAGGUUAUUGUUACGGAAGUUGGAGGAGGUGACAGCGUGAGACUUCAUAUCCCACAUUGGAAAUUACUCUCUUUUCCUGAUGAUUUGUGGUGCAUAAAAGCCUUGAAAUGUGAAGACAAGCCACAAAAUAUCUAUGAUUUGAGCAAAAUACCAUCAUUAGGGACACUUUUUAUCGACCCAAGAGAGGUAUAAUGUCCCUUAAUUAUUAAUAGAAAUUAAUAUCCCUGCGUCUAAGUGUUAGCACCAAGUUCAUUUGUUUAAGUACUUCCAACUUCCAAGUUUUAUUUGAGCACAACAGGAGGAAAAUUUACCUUUUUUCUCUAGACAAGAAGAAGAAGAAGAAGAAGAAGAAGAAGGAAAGCAAGAUUCCCUGAUACAUGCUCUUUUUUAUUUGUAUUAAUCUUUUGAUAUCAAAAAAAUCACAUUAAAUUUU
Molecule: messenger RNA, 1486 nt
Organism: Rubroshorea leprosula
Lineage: Eukaryota; Viridiplantae; Streptophyta; Magnoliopsida; Malvales; Dipterocarpaceae
Source: the annotation of a GenBank genome assembly